AGAUCAUCACACAGCGGAGGAGACGGAGCACGGUCGGCCUGAGGAGCUCACACCAAGGGACGAAAUGAACCGAUAAACAUCACGGUUUGGGGCUAUGUUCAGAUUUGUUUGCCAUGGAAACAGAAAUGACACCAAAAUUUUCCUCCAAAGAUGAGGAGAUCGACUUCUGGAAGGCUCUCUCCCUCAAGUACAAGAAAGGCUGCCAGGAUGCCCAGGAGGAGCUGCUGGAGUUUCAGGAGGGCAGCAGGGAGCUGGAGGCCGAGCUGGAGGCUCAGCUGGGACAGGCCGAGCACCGGAUGAAGGACCUACAGUCUGAGAACAACAGGCUCAAGAAUGAGGUGGAAACGCUCAAGGAGAAGCUGGAGCAGCAGUACUCUCAGAGCUACAAACAGAUCUCCAUGCUGGAGGACGACCUUGGACAAACACGCAGCAUCAAGGAGCAGCUCCACAAAUAUGUCAGAGAGCUCGAGCAGUCCAACGAUGACUUGGAGAGAGCCAAAAGAGCUACCAUUGUGUCUCUGGAGAACUUCGAGCAGCGUCUGAACCAGGCCAUCGAGAGGAACGCCUUCCUGGAGAGCGAGCUGGAUGAGAAGGAGUCUUUGCUGGUGUCUGUGCAGAGAUUAAAGGAUGAAGCCAGGGAUUUGAGGCAGGAGCUGGCCGUCAGAGAGCGACAGUCGGACGUGAGCAGGAUGUCUGCUCCGAGCUCGCCCACACAGGACAACGUGAAGAUGGACUCGGCAGUUCAGGCCUCUCUCUCGCUCCCUGCAACCCCACUGAGCAAAGGUCUGGACAACGCCUUUGCCAACACAACAGCUCUGUCAAAUGGCUAUGGCAGCAACUCCCCACUGACUCCGUCUGCAAGAAUAUCGGCGCUCAACAUCGUCAGUGAUUUACUCCGUAAAGUAGGGGCACUAGAGUCGAAGCUCGCUGCCUGCAGGAACUUCGCCAAGGACCAGAGAGCCAGGAAGGCGUACGCUCUCGACAACAGCAACACGCUGAAUGCAAACACAACAAACUACUCACAGUCGUUCCACACAUCGUACUUUGACAAAGCGACAGAGAUGGUCACAUUCCCUUCGUUGAUUCUGGCAGGCCGGUGAACGGACUGAAGCCUGGAGCUCUGACGGCCAUCACUGCCCCUCCUGCUGCCUCCUCUGCGGGCUUAGUGCCCCUCGCUGUGUGACGUUAACCCCCCAUCCCCUCCUCCCCAAAAAGCCGGCCCGUCCUGCCCUUGAAAACCUGCAUAUUAAAAGAGAAGGACAAAGAGGGAACACAGAUGUCUGAAACUGUCAAACUGUGUGGGUGUAUUGUUUCUCUGGAGCCUCUCCUUCACACUCUUGUACCAACUCGACUCUCGUGCUGUGAUUCUCAGUCCCUGUCUGUAUAUUUUACGUGUUACUGUGUCUGCUGUAAAGACGGCGCCCUAGCAACUCUAAAAGACUUCCAGAGAGCCUCACCCUGACUUUUAAAACAUAAAAAGAUGAUAAUAUGCAAUUUUAGACAUGAUCUACGGAAGCCCAAAGUGGACAUGGAUCCUUAAGUUUCACUUUACCUCCUUUUUCCUGUGAUAACUAGUGUUUUUUGGGGUUAUUCUCCCAAUUAUCAUAGGAAAACUAGAAAAAAUAGAAUGGAUAGAAGUUUGUUCACUCAGGGCUUCUGUAGUGUGCUUGGCUGUAAUCUGGACGUCUUUAACUAGCAAUAACAUAAGUUUAGGCCACAGUUAAGAGCACUAAUACUACUGAAAUUUUAAAGAGAAUUUAACAGGGUUAAUGCGUUGGCACAUGUGCAGAUGUCCUUGAUAAUUGUACCCCGUUUGGUUUCUGUCUGCAUUAAUUUUUAAUGUUUUAAAACGUCUGACAUGUGAGUGUCACAGGCAGACGUUCUAACCCUGAUCUCUGGUGAAGAUUUCCAUGUUUUUGUCUCACCUCCUGACUCUUGUACAUACUUCUUUUUUGGUUUCUAAGCCGUCUUAAAGAGAGAAGUGGCGUCUCUGUGUCAUUGUAGUACGUCUAACACCAUCUUUCCUCUGAACUAUGUGACAUAACGUGUACAGUAUUUGGUCAUAUUGAUCGUUAUUUAUCGACAGACUCCUCAGAGGAGCUGUCGCCGUGUUCGGGCCAGUUAUACGAGCGUUCUUGUACUGUGUAGUUGAAGUGUUUUAUCCGACGUUUUUUGAAUUUAUUACUCUGCACAUUUUUCAGUACUGUACAGAAAAAGCAAGAGAAGCACUUUGACUUUGUGUGAACUCAGUUUUUUUUUUUUCAUUUUUAUUCAAGUGCAAUAUCACCGGUUUAGCACGGAAGACGAGAGCGGCCAUGCUUGCAGAUAUUUUCCCAGUGAUGUCUUGAAAUCACAGAUUUAGCUUUCGGUGAUUAGAUGCCAAAUUUCAGGAGACUGGGGG
Messenger RNA from Cheilinus undulatus (humphead wrasse), 2401 nucleotides. RefSeq names its product nudE neurodevelopment protein 1-like 1a (gene ndel1a). Gene Ontology annotation, cellular component: kinesin complex; centrosome; kinetochore. NCBI's taxonomy places the organism in Eukaryota, Metazoa, Chordata, Actinopteri, Labriformes, Labridae. The record is from RefSeq and is a predicted model, not a curated record. The transcript has 10 exons. Gene Ontology annotation, biological process: chromosome segregation; centrosome localization; microtubule nucleation. The coding region runs from base 114 to 1100 and encodes 328 amino acids. Gene Ontology annotation, molecular function: microtubule binding.